GCCAUGAGGGGCCUUCCAUGCUCACCGCUGCCCGUGUUGCUGCUCCUUCUCCAGCCCUGGGAAACCCAUCUCUGGUUUGAAGGUCCCAGGUGCCGCACUGGGCCCCUGGAUUUGGUGUUUGUGAUUGACAGCUCGCGCAGCGUGCGCCCCUUCGAAUUUGAGACCAUGAGACAAUUCCUGGUGGGCAUCCUCCGCGGCCUGGACUUGGGGCCCAACGCCACCCGCGUCGGCGUGAUCCAGUACUCGAGUCAAGUGCAGAGCGUCUUCCGACUCGGCGCUUUCUCGCGCCGCGAGGAUAUGGAGCGCGCCAUCCGCGCUUUGGUGCCGUUGGCGCAGGGCACCAUGACCGGGCUGGCGAUCCAGUACGCCAUGAAUGUGGCCUUCAGCGUGGCCGAAGGCGCGCGUCCGCUAGAGGCGCGCGUGCCGCGAGUGGCUGUCAUCGUGACCGACGGGCGGCCCCAGGACCGGGUGGCGGAGGUGGCAGCGCAGGCGCGGGCCCGCGGCAUCGAGAUCUAUGCGGUAGGGGUGCAGCGCGCGGACGUGGGCUCCCUGCGCGCCAUGGCGUCCCACCCGCUGGACGAGCACGUCUUCCUGGUUGAGUCCUUCGACCUUAUCCAGGAGUUCGGCCUGCAGUUCCAGGGCCGGCUGUGUGGAAAGGAUCUGUGUGCUGAGGGGGCACAUGGCUGCCAGCACCAGUGUAUCAGCUCCCCGGGCACGUUCCACUGCGCCUGCCACCCCGGCUACCAGCUAGCAGCAGAUAACAAGAGCUGCUUGGCCAUCGACCACUGCCGCUUCGGGAACCACAGCUGCCAGCACGAGUGCAUUAGCACCCCUGAUGGGCCACGGUGCCGCUGCCGAGAGGGCCACGACCUGCUGCCUGACGGCAGGAGCUGUCAGGCCCGGGACCUUUGCAAUGGCGUAGACCAUGGAUGCGAGUUCCAGUGCGUGAGCGAGGGCCUCACCUACCACUGCCUGUGCCCGGAUGGGCGGCAACUCCAGGCAGAUGGCAAGAGCUGCAGCCGGUGUCGGGAAGGCCACGUGGACCUGGUUCUGCUGGUCGACGGCUCCAAGAGCGUGCGCCCGCAGAACUUCGAGCUGGUGAAGCGCUUUGUGAACCAGAUCGUGGACUUCCUGGACGUGUCCCCCGAAGGCACGCGCGUGGGGCUGGUGCAGUUCUCGAGCCGGGUCCGCACUGAGUUCCCGCUGGGCCGCUAUGGCACGGCGGCCGAGGUGAAGCAGGCGGUCCUGGCUGUGGAGUACAUGGAGCGCGGGACCAUGACCGGGCUGGCGCUGCGCCACAUGGUGGAACACAGCUUCUCUGAAGCGCAGGGCGCGCGGCCCCGCGUCCUCAACGUGCCCCGCGUGGGCCUGGUCUUCACCGACGGCCGCUCCCAGGAUGACAUCUCAGUGUGGGCGGCGCGCGCUAAGGAGGAAGGCAUCGUCAUGUACGCCGUGGGCGUGGGCAAGGCCGUGGAGGAGGAGCUGCGUGAGAUCGCCUCAGAGCCCGCGGAGCUGCACGUGUCCUACUCCCCUGACUUCAGCACCAUGACGCACCUGCUGGAGAACCUCAAAGGCAGCAUCUGCCCCGAGGAGGGCAUCAGCGCCGGGACAGAGCUUCGGAGUCCUUGUGAAUGCGAAAGCCUCGUGGAGUUCCAGGGCCGCACGCUGGGGGCGCUCGAGAGUCUGACCCAAAACCUCGCCCAGCUGACGGCGCGCCUGGAGGAUCUGGAGAACCAGCUAGCCACGCAUAUGUGA
Molecule: messenger RNA, 1755 nt
Organism: Pteronotus mesoamericanus
Lineage: Eukaryota; Metazoa; Chordata; Mammalia; Chiroptera; Mormoopidae
Gene: MATN4
Product: matrilin 4
Exons: 9
Coding region: 4-1755 (583 amino acids)
Molecular function (GO): calcium ion binding
Source: RefSeq, a predicted model, not a curated record